Xenopus tropicalis (tropical clawed frog) is the source of this 2151-nucleotide messenger RNA. The record is from RefSeq and is a predicted model, not a curated record. Lineage: Eukaryota; Metazoa; Chordata; Amphibia; Anura; Pipidae.
CACUACUGGCACCCCUGGCACCACAGCCCUCGCCCCUGCACUUCCGCUGCCCGGUGACUACAAGUGGAGCAUGCAAAGACCCAGUGGGUUGGUCAGCACCUUCACCAUAGACUCUCUGAUUGGCAGCCCCCCUGUCCGGCAGGGACAUGUGCUCUACACCGGGUACCCAAUGUUCAUGCCCUACCGGCCCCUUGUGCUUCCACAGACUUUGCCCCCCUCCCCACUGCCCUCUCUUGGACCCCUGGCCUCCUUUACUGGCCGCCUAAACAACACUUUCUGUGCCAGCCUUGGCCAAGGACUUCCCUCCAUGGUGGCACUGACUACUUCCCUCCCCAACUUCACCGACACCCCAGAGAGUUUCCACUCGCAGUCCCAGGAGUUGGCGGCCCCCGGGGGGGGUUCCCCGGACCUGGAGAAACGAGGCAGAGAAAAUGCCCUGCAUGGAACCCAAGAACCCAGCUCAGAGCCUCCGAAUUACAUGGAACCUUACACCUGCCUCCCAGAGAAGCUGAGAGCUCUGAUCGAGGACAAGGCGGAGGGCAAAACGUGGAGGCCGGCUGCAGAAACAAGGGAAGAGCGCGGCCAAUGCUUCAGCGGUGGAGAGCAGCUGACCACAGGAAGAGGUCGAAGGAGGAGGACGGCGUUCACGCAGCGAGCAGCUCUGGAACUGGAGAAGGAGUUCCUGCCAGAAAGUACUUCGCUCAGAGAGGUCCAGAUCGCAACACUGCUCAAGCUUCAGCGAGGUGCAAUUCAGAUCUGGUUCAGAACGCGAGGGGGCAAGUGGAAAGUGAUGAAAGUGGAAACGUCAGCAGUCGGGCGGGGAGCCCAUCCGGAACCCAAGAUCGUGGUCCGCAUCCCAGUGCUAAUGCCUGCAGAGCGCCAGGUGAGUCUCUGGUUUCAGGUAAUAGAGAACAAGAUGAACUGGCAGGAAACGGGAAGUGGGAGGCGCUUGGUGGCGAAAAGCGAGAGCUCUGAUCAGGACAAGGCGGAGGGCAAAACGUCGGAGGCCGGCUGCAGUGAGCGCGAGGAGAGAGCCUGGGGGAGAGCGGCUGACGGAGCAUUCCUGAUGAGGGAGGCGCCCCCCCCGGCCAGGAAACAAGGGAAGAGCGCCGGCCAAUGCUUCAGCGGUGGAGAGCAGCUGGACCACCAGGAAGAGGUCGAAGGAGGAAGGCGGCGUUCACCAGCGAGCAGCUCCUGGAACUGGAGAAGGAGUUCACUGCCAGAAAGUACCUUCGCCUCAGGAGAGGUCCCAGAUCGCCCAACACUCUCAAGCUUCAGCGAGGUGCCAAGUUCAAGAUCUGGUUCAGAACCGCGAGGGGGCCAGUGGAAACGGCCCUCGCAGAGGCCCCAGGUGCACGUCUCUGGUUUCCAGUUACCCUUCUAUAAGACCUUGAAGGCCCUCGCUAUGGUGAUUAUAAAGCUUUGCCCCUUCUGUGCCACCUCACCAUCUGGUUUUCUGCCCUCAGGAGAUGAGAAGCUGGAGAGCUCUGAUGAGGACAAGGCGGAGGGCAAAACGUCGGAGGCCGGCUGCAGUGAGCGCGAGGAGGAGAGCCUGGGGGAGAGCGCUGACGAGAGCAUUCCUGAUGGGGUAGGGAGCCCCCCCCGGCCCAGGAACAAGGGGAAGAGCGCCGGCCAAGCUUCAGCGGUGGAAGCAGCUGGAACCCCAGGGAAGAGUCGAAGGAGGAGGACGGCGUUCACCAGCGAGCAGCUCCUGGAACUGGAGAAGGAGUUCCACUGCAAGAAGUACCUGUCCCUCACCGAGAGGUCCCAGAUCGCCCACACUCUCAAGCUCAGCGAGGUGCAAGUCAAGAUCUGGUUCCAGAACCGCAGGGCCAAGUGGAAACGUAUCAAAGCUGGAAACGUCAGCAGUCGGGCCGGGGAGCCCAUCCGGAACCCCAAGAUCGUGGUGCCCAUCCCAGUGCAUGUCAACCGCUUUGCUGUCAGGACACAACAAAUGGAUGGGGGGCACCCUUGAACUAAGGCUCGAUGCUUUGGGAGACUUUAGCCAACUGGGGUUGGCCCAGCUGUACAUCAUUUCAAUAUAUAUGGAUUAUAUGGGCCACAGAGCUGACAAUCACAGGACAUUACGGACAAACCCAAUUUGUCAAUCCCAGGAAUUUUACAAACCAAUAAAUGCACUGAUGUGAAUAA